This is a messenger RNA of Paramecium pentaurelia, 648 nucleotides long. NCBI's taxonomy places the organism in Eukaryota, Ciliophora, Oligohymenophorea, Peniculida, Parameciidae. The record is from the annotation of a GenBank genome assembly.
AUGAAAUAAUUAAAUAAUUUUAGAUAUUGGUGGAAAUUAUAAUUGAAAUACGAAAAUUUUUAAUACUCUAAGUAUGGAUUGAGCUAAGUAUAAGGAAAUACUUAACCAAAAAUUAUUGAUGGAAAAAAUAAAGGCUAUUAAUUGUCAUGUAUAGUGAAGACCAAAUCUAUGAGGUAUGACGAGAUAUUAAUAAAUCUAUUUUACUUCCAAAAGUUAUCCUUCAACUCAAUCUAUUAACCAUAUUUAGAUCAUUAUUCUUCAUUAAAUCCGCCACCUCUAAGAACCUAAUAGUGCAAUUCAGUAGAUAAACUUAAAUUUUCCCCUUCUCUAUUUAAAAAUCUUCAUUAAUUUUACGCCAAUACUUUUUAAGCUAGUGAAUACAAAGUUGGUAAAAAUGACAUAUGGAAUGCUUUUCAUAAGAGGAAUGGUUAGAAAUAAACAAAAUUAAUGUAAGUAAGAAAUUUAUUUUAAUUCAGUGGUUGUAGAUUAUUUGCUUGUAAAGUAUAUAGGAAAAAAUUAAAAAGAAUUAGGAAUAAUAAACCUUUUGAAAUAAUGAAAUUAUUUCAGGAUUUAUUUCUUUUGCCCUUUUUUGUGGUGAAGGAAAUUAGAAUGACAAAUCAGAAGGCCAAGUUGCUUAAGAUUUAUUGA